Molecule: messenger RNA, 4000 nt
Organism: Cololabis saira (Pacific saury)
Lineage: Eukaryota; Metazoa; Chordata; Actinopteri; Beloniformes; Belonidae
Product: inhibin beta B chain
Exons: 2
Coding region: 350-1501 (383 amino acids)
Biological process (GO): BMP signaling pathway; SMAD protein signal transduction
Cellular component (GO): extracellular region
Molecular function (GO): growth factor activity; hormone activity; cytokine activity
Source: RefSeq, a predicted model, not a curated record
GAUUUAUGCUUCCGCGUUACACCGACGCAGAGCCUACGGCGUAGGCUACGCGUAACCCUACGGCGUCGAUUUAACGAGUUGCGCUCCAGUCGGGUGCUCGGCCAGUGAUUUCCGCGGUGCCCCGGUGCGCUCAUUGGUGCGUCCUUCCAACGUGUCACCACUUUUGGUGGAUUACCCCAUUUAUCUUCAGCAUCAGGAGGGCGAGACACCACUCUGCUUCUUCCUCAGCUCCGGUCCUUCACUUCUCCAGCAGCUGACAACAUUUUGGGGGGAACAGCAACUCAGAAAGAAACAUUUUUAGAAGUUUUUUAUUUGCUGUCCCGAGAACUCCACGCGUGUUUUCGCCACAAUGCUUUUAUUAACUUCAUACAGGAGGAUGACAUCGUCCUUUUCACUUGUGACAUUUCUUUUUCUGGCACCCUUGCUGUUCAAGGGGCUCUGGGUCGACUGCUCCCCGGGGUGCGCGUCCUGCCGCUUGCCGGGGAUGGACAAAGGCGCAGAGGAGAGGAUGAUGAUAGAAAUAGCCAAACAGCAACUUUUGGAGAAGCUGCACCUGAAAGAGAGACCGAACAUCACUCACACGGUGCCCCGGGAGGCGCUGCUCACGGCGCUGCGCAAACUGCACUCCGGGCGCGUCAAACCCGAUGGCACCAUUGAACUAGAAAACAACUUACCAACCAAAGAUCAAGGCUACGAAAUUGUGAGCUUUGCAGAUAUAAAUGAGUCAGAGAGGGGUGACACGGCCAGCCUUAGCCUCACCUUCCAGUUUCUGCAGGAACGUGGAAAGAGUAUCCAGGUCCUCCAGUCCUCCCUCUGGAUCUACGCCCAAUCAUCCCAGGACCGUCACCGCGACUCCCGCCUGCUCGCGAGGGUCUUCCUCUCCGCAGAUGGAGGGAGCUCGGGCUCUAACCGCACCCUGGUGAUAGAGAAGAUGCUGGAGGUUCAGGAAAGUAACUGGCACACUUUCCCCAUCACCCGCACCCUGCAAUCUUUCUUGGAUGGAGGCCAAAGGCGGUUGAUGCUCGAGGUCAGCUGCGAAGAAGAUGGAAAGAACCUUUGCUCCCUAGAAGGUUCUGCAGACACCCCUAACCAGCCCUUCCUGGUGGCCCAGGUGCGUCUCCGCGACGACCACUCCAGGCACGUAAUCAAGAAGCGCACAUUGCGCUGCGGUGACGAUGUAACAGUCUGCUGCAAGAGAGACUUCUACAUCAAGUUCAAGGACAUUCAGUGGGAUGAGUGGAUCAUUGCACCUGAAGGCUACCACAUGAAUUACUGCAUGGGUCAGUGCCCCCAACAUCUGUCUGGUUCCCCGGGCAUAGCGUCCUCAUUCCACGCCACCGUCUUUAGUCAGCUCAAAGUCAACGGCAUCAACACGGCCACGGCUUCGUGCUGCAUUCCCACUGAGCGCCGGCCACUAUCCAUGGUCUAUUUCAACUCUCAACACAGCAUAGUCAAAACGGACGUCCCCGACAUGAUAGUGGAAUCGUGUGGAUGCACAUAAAAGACACAGCUUUUGCAUGUGUUGUAGACACACAGACUUUGAGAGACAUAAACUCACAUGCUAACAGUGGAAACAUGUCCACAUCUACAAAAAGUUUUAAUAUGUGAAAUGAGAAAUAUAUCCACAGAUGCUUAUUUUUCUAUAAUUUUUCUAUCAUUUUUACUAAUGCUUGGACGAUAAUAACAAUGCUUUAUUGGAGGUAAUAGGAAACAUGGUUUUGUGUGCAUUUACACACUGCCUUUGAUCGUUUCAAAACUGUUAUUAUAUCAGUAAAAAUGUAGGGACAAAGAAAUUACAAUUGUAUUCUAUUACAAUGGUUGUUAUUGAAAUUUACUAAGAUCACAGUCAAAUGAAUUGUUAAAUUAUAACAUAUUGAAAAAGACACUUUCCACAAUUGAUCAUUGUGAAUAUGUAGAUAAGCAGAACGCAACUAUUUAAAACAAAACUGGUUCAAAUCCCAUGUUUAAUGGAAACCAUUCAAACAUAUCAUCAUGGAAUUGUAAAACUGUAUUUAUUUUAUUCUUUUGCUCAUUUCAUAGUUGACGCAAAUCGCAAGUAUUUAAAACUGCUGCAGAUGGUGAGCUCAGUUCUCAAAGGGUAAAACUAUUGUCCAAUCCUGGCUUGUUGUAGAAGUUCACUGGCUCAAGACUUUAGGGCCUCUUUUGUUGUGUUUUUCAUGUUAUAAUGUGCUAUAUAUUUCCAUUUGUCACGUCUGGGCUGCAGGUAGAACAGUUUCAGUUAUAGGUUCUUAGUAUAGGUUAGUAUAGAGCCAUAACAUUUACACUUAUGAUGGCUUGUUUCGCACCUCAGUCCACCUUAACUCAGUUCCAAAGGAGAGUUUUGGAUCUUCAUAAUUGCCUGGAAACAGUGAUGAACUGUCUUCACUGACAAUUUUCAGAUGUGAUCUGAGCCCUUGCCAAGAUUUCUCCAACAGAUUGAUAUCAGAGUUGCCUCACGUCCAGAAGACCUAUGUCAUGUUUGUGUUGCACAAUUAUUCAUAUUGGUUGCCAGGUGUUCCACUGGAAGACUUUGUUGGUUUUUGCAAAUAUAUACAGUCACUUUCAGCUUUUGAUAUGUAGUCUUUUGAUACCAGAAACAUUAAUUUGACACAGAAGCACAAGUUUUCUUUAAAAAAAAAGAUGUCUUACUAUUUGUGUGCAUUUUUUUUAGAAUGAAUUCAUUUUGUUAAAAUGAAUUCCCUUUUCUAGUUUCAAGGACUUGGAUACAUUUCAGUGCCUAAAUCAUUGAACCAUUAUAUUUCUAUCAAACAUCUAGAAACUUAACUUGAAGUGAAGACUCAGGAUGAAACUGAUUUGAUAAAAUGAGUUUUGAUUCCCAAAGAGUCUCAUAUGUUUAACCAGCAUCUUCACUGUAUUAUUUACACAAGUCGGCUAAUCAGUUAGGUAGCUUUGACAGUUUACGAACUGAAGGUCAUUUCCAGCAGCGUGAGCAAACAUUUAGCUAUUGCUUCAGUGUCUUUUAAUGUGAAGGUCUGUGUGGCAGGUGGGUCAAUAAGCAUGUGCUGUUGCACGUUGGCAUGUGUGGUUUUCAAAGUCUAAAGUUCCAGAGAUGAUGUAAAUUUAGUAGCUUUGCAGCAACAGGUAUUCUCGCUGGAUCUGUUUAUAUUAUAAUCUGUUCACAUCUUUCUUAUAUCCCCAUAGUUCAUUUUAUGGCUUAUAAGGCUACAAUUUGCAAACCCAACUUUUAUUCUGACAGUGCUUUCAUUGUAAUAUUUCAAAAUAUAUUGCAGCAGAACAUCCAUAGUGUUAAAAUUGACCCACAGGGGUAGUAUAUUAAAAAAAUAAAUAAAAUGAAAACAAUGACAAUACAUUUAAAUGGUUUAAUAUUAAUUAAUAAACAAAGUUUCACAGUGACAACAGUGGAACAGCUCACAAACCAAGGAACAAUUACAAUCUGAUAUUUCAAUCUGAGUUUUCCAGAGUGAGGAAGACUGUUAAAGGUGUUUUGUGUGGUACAACUGAACUGAUCAUCACAGAUGGAAGGUUUCCCUUUGAUUUGUCACUUUUUCUUUACUUUUCUUUUAUUCUGGUAAGCACUUUUUGUCACAGGACUCAAUGUGACAUUGAAGUGCCAUUGUAACAUAACUUGCAAAGCACUUUAUCACCCUACUGUGAUUUUAAAGCAAAUUUUGCAUGACGGGUAUUUUACUGUACUUAUAACUGUCUGGUCCUCAAGUGUAAUCAGACCCACGGAGAGAAAAUGUCCACGUGUACUUUCUCAAGCUCUAGUUGUAUUUAAACAUGUGGUAUUGAACGUAUACUCACAGCACACAGAUGAUGUAACUGGUUGAAACCGAGCCAGUAUUUGAAUUCUUUGUCAAUUUAAACAUAUGAUUGGUGUCUUAAUUGUUUUUUUUUACAAAUAUAACUCUGUAUUUCAUGUACAAUGAAUGGUUUGCAAUAGCAUUUAUAAUAUGUUGAAACUAUAUUAUUGCUCGCAAAGUUUAUUUUUAAUAAAUAAAUAUAUAUUUUAAAUCAA